AGAAGAAGACGCGAAACGAGAAGGUCCUCACAUUCUCACUUCAUUCCCGCAUUCUUCUCUCUCUCUACACUACCCUUUUCAAAUCCUAACCAUCACAGCUUCUCUCUCUAACAUAUGAUCUUACAGGCUCUCAACGUCACUUUCUCUCUCUAAAUUUUUUUAAUCGACAUUGUAGAGAUUCAGAAGGUUUGUAAUAAUUGUAAUAAAAGUGAUCGAUCAUGUCGUCUUCGGAUUCCGAAUCAUCUUCUUCGUCAAAUAGCAAAGAGUACAAAAAUUUUCGACAAACCAGCCGUGGAAGGUUGUUGUACGAAAUGCUCAGAUCAUGCAGAACAGGGGACUCGAAAGCUUGGAAGGUAUUAAUUAUGGAUAAGGUUACUGUGAAAGUCAUGUCUUCCUCUUGCAAAAUGGCGGAUAUAACAGAUGAAGGAAUAUCUUUGGUUGAAGACCUAUUCCGGAGAAGGGAGCCCAUGCCUUCUAUGGAUGUGAUUUAUUUCAUACAACCUUCAAAAGAGAAUGUAAUAAUGUUUCUAUCUGACAUGUCAGGAAGAGAACCCUUGUACAGGAAAGCAUUUAUAUAUUUUAGUUCGCCUGUUCCGAAAGACUUGCUCUCUCGACUAAAAGGCGAUACUAGUGUUCUACCACGCAUAAGUGCAUUAAGAGAGAUGAACUUGGAGUACUUUGCCAUGGACAGUCAGGGAUAUAUCACUGACCAUGACAGAGCUUUAGAAGAUCUCUACUGUGAAGGCGCUGAGAAUUCUCGUAAAGCUGAUAUGUGCAUGAGCACAAUGGCUACUCGAAUUGCAACUGUUUUUGCUUCACUAAAGGAGUUCCCAUUUGUACGGUAUCGUGCUGUUAAGGAUGAUGAUGAACCAAAAUUUCGUGACUUGGUCUGUAAAAAGUUAGCAGCUUCUGUUUGGGACACUAUUUCCACAUAUAAGUCUACUAUUCCUAAUUUCCCCAAAAAUGAAACAUGUGAAUUGCUUAUUCUAGAUAGAUCCAUCGAUCAGAUUGCCCCUGUAAUACAUGAAUGGUUCUAUGAUGCCAUGUGCCAUGAUUUGCUGGAUAUGGAUGGGAAUAAAUAUGUUGUCGAGAUUGCCAGCAAAUCUGGAGGUGAUCCUGAAAAGAAGGAGGUGCUUUUGGAAGAUCAUGAUCCUGUUUGGCUUGAGCUUCGCCAUGCCCAUAUAGCAGAUGCUAGUGAACGGUUGAGUGACAAGAUGACAACCUUUAUGUCGAAAAACAAAGCGGCGCAACUUCAACAAAAAGAUGGUGAAGAAUUAUCUACAAGGGACUUGCAGAAGAUGGUUCAAUCCAUGCCACAAUAUAAUGAAGUAAAGGAAAAGCUCUCUGUCCAUGUUGAGAUAGCUGGACAAAUAAAUCAAAUUAUAAGAGAGGAGGGACUUCGUGAUCUAGGACAACUUGAGCAGGACCUUGUGUUUGGUGAUGCAGGAUCAAAGGAAGUUAUCAAUUAUCUCAGGUCAAAUCAGGAUGCUAGUUAUGAGUGUAAAUUGCGUUUGAUGUUAAUUUAUGCAACUGUGUAUCCGGAGAAGUUUGAAGCUGACAAAGCAUCAAAGUUAAUGCAGUUGGCGAAACUAAGCCAGGACGAAGCGAAGGUCGUGAAAACAUUGCUAUCACUUGAGGGAGCAGACAAUAAACAGAAAACCCGUGGGACUUUUUCACUUAAGUUCAAUUCCCAAAAGACUAAAACUGCAGCUAGAAAGGAUAAAUCAGGGGAGGAGGAAACAUGGCAGCUCUUUCGAUUUUUUCCAGUUCUAGAGGAGUUGAUUGAACAACUUACCAAAGGUAAUUUACCAAAGGAUGAAUACGGUUGCAUGAAUGAACCUUCCCCAGUUGCUCAGAAGGCUAACACUGGGGGUGCUCAGUCAGCGAGAGGAGGAAAUCAAUCUAAUCCACAUUCAGUGAGGUCAAGAAGGACAACGAACUUGGUACGACCUCGUAAUUCUGAUGAUGGAUAUUCGAGUGAUUCCGUUAUUGGGCAUGCGCAGAAUGAUUUUAAAAAGAUGGGGCAGCGUAUAUUUAUCUUCAUUGUUGGUGGGGCGACACGAUCAGAGUUACGGGUUUGUCACAAGCUCACAACAAAAUUAAGGAGGGAAAUAGUCCUUGGUUCAACAAGUGUUGAUGAUCCAAACCACUACAUUACGAAACUGAAGAACCUAUCAGGAAUAGAGCAAAAUUAGAACAUAAAGUUCCUGCUGUUAUGGUGAUCUGGAAUAUAUAGUACCCCUCCAGCCAAUCAGAUAUUAGGACCACUAUUAUGACUUGACUCGCUUUGUAACUUGGAGGAUCUGAGCAGUCAUAAGGAUACAUAGAUAGAUGUUACUACCAGAUAAUCCUUGCUGCACCAAUCUGAAGAGCAAGAAAAUUUUGGCUUCGUCAGGGAAAAAUUUGUAUCAUUUUUGUCAAGCUGUUGAUCCGAUCUUGUGGAGUUCCACUCUCGCAGUGUAAAAAAUCUUAUUGUAUUAUUCGAACGAGCGUAUUAUGCUUUCCUGUUGCCUGUUGGUGAGAGCUUGGACAAAUAAUGUAUCAUGUUUAUAGGGAGCUCAGUUGUAUUCACUCA
Daucus carota subsp. sativus is the source of this 2575-nucleotide messenger RNA. RefSeq names its product protein transport Sec1a. Gene Ontology annotation, cellular component: plasma membrane; secretory granule. Gene Ontology annotation, molecular function: syntaxin binding. Lineage: Eukaryota; Viridiplantae; Streptophyta; Magnoliopsida; Apiales; Apiaceae. The transcript has 22 exons. The coding region runs from base 219 to 2195 and encodes 658 amino acids. Gene Ontology annotation, biological process: vesicle-mediated transport; intracellular protein transport. The record is from RefSeq and is a predicted model, not a curated record.